AUGUCGUUCAGAACACAUAGAAGGCCUGUAACACAAAAUUCAAAGGACAGAUAUGACGAAUUAGCCAGUGAAUACUGGGAAUUAAAAAACACAGAAUGGACAGAUCAAGAAAAGCGAUAUCUUCAAGCAUUAGAAGAAUUAAAAGGAUUAAAAGAUGGUUGGGAUUCAAUGUUUAUGGAUGGUGAAGAUCAAGUAUCUGACCUUCUAGAAAAAUUACCUUCAGACAAUGAAGAACUUUAUCAAAAAUAUUUAAAUCUAAAAAGACAACAGCAUAAUCUCCGCGAACUCAAGAAAACAUAUGAUGAAGCUAUUGCUCGAGAAAAAGCUCACACUGGAAAUAAUUACAAUAAUGGGCCUACUCAGACUUAUUCCACAAGAUUUUAG
This is a messenger RNA of Trichomonas vaginalis G3, 384 nucleotides long. RefSeq lists its product as uncharacterized. NCBI's taxonomy places the organism in Eukaryota, Parabasalia, Trichomonadida, Trichomonadidae. The record is from RefSeq and is a predicted model, not a curated record. The coding region runs from base 1 to 384 and encodes 127 amino acids. The transcript has a single exon.